Messenger RNA from Staurois parvus, 394 nucleotides. The record is from the annotation of a GenBank genome assembly. NCBI's taxonomy places the organism in Eukaryota, Metazoa, Chordata, Amphibia, Anura, Ranidae.
ACACUAGAAUGCAGUGCGGGAAACCCGCAAUCCCUGCAGAUUUCCUACACGGCAUUAAAAUUGCACUUCUCUUAUGAUCUGCAGUGUGUUUCAGUGCAAUGUUAAUGAUACCCCAAAUGUAGGUCGCGAACGCUGUGCAUUUGCCUGUACCGGACAGCAUGAUACAAAACGACCAUGCAAUCAGGUUGCAGUGCAUUUCUAAAAUUGGUGCAUGCACUACUUUGGUAGGGUUGAUUCAGGGGCGGACUGACCAUUUGGAAAUUCUGGCACUGCCCGAGGGCCUGGGGUCAGUAGGGGGCCCCAUGAGAUGCCCCUGGUACCUUUUUCAUAGGCUUUUUUGAGUUUGGGCAAGGACACAGGGGCCCCAUGAUCCCCUAUUGCCCGGGGGCCCCAU